This is a messenger RNA of Zychaea mexicana, 869 nucleotides long. Its product is annotated as FAD-linked sulfhydryl oxidase-like protein ERV2. Gene Ontology annotation, molecular function: flavin adenine dinucleotide binding; flavin-dependent sulfhydryl oxidase activity. NCBI's taxonomy places the organism in Eukaryota, Fungi, Mucoromycota, Mucoromycetes, Mucorales, Lichtheimiaceae. The transcript has 4 exons. The coding region runs from base 78 to 596 and encodes 172 amino acids. Gene Ontology annotation, cellular component: mitochondrion. The record is from RefSeq and is a predicted model, not a curated record.
GAGUUUUCCCUCCAUUGUAGCAAACCAUCUUUGCCCCCCUUGCAACUUUUCUUCAAUCGUGUGCUGUUCCUUUUGAAAUGCGUCCACUGAUUGCACUAUUCUUGUUGUCCGUUCUGUGUCUUAUUCUGACAUCGGCGUACUUUGUGAUCUUCCCUUCUGAUGAUGAUGUACAUUUGUCUGGAAAGACUGGACUCGUCAACUAUGAUGGUGAUGUCAUUAGUGCCAAGAUGGGCAAUGCCACACAAAAAGCCGAAGUUGGCCGUUCCACGUGGAAGCUCCUUCACACGAUGGCCGCCCAAUAUCCUGAGAAUCCUACAACAGAAGAGCGUCAAGCAUUGCAUCAGUUUUUCUUGUUGCUGUCUCGAUUGUAUCCAUGUGGUGAAUGCGCCGCCCAUUUUCAGCUGUUACUUCAAAAAUAUCCACCACAAACUUCAUCACGAAUUGCCGCAUCACAGUGGGCAUGUGCUAUCCAUAACAAGGUGAACGAGAGGUUGGGAAAGGAGAUCUUUGAUUGCUCAGAUAUUCAGGACAAGUACGAUUGCGGAUGUGCAGAGGAUGGAGACACGACAACCGCCAAAACGGAGGAAUCAACAUAGUAGCAGUCGCUAGGCUAUAUACAUCGAGUCACGCUUCACCAGACAAUAUACCAGUUGGUAAUGAUGCCAUUAGUCCAAACGACCUUUGCAUGCAAUAACUUCUUUUUAAAUUUCUAUCACUAUAAAGUCUUAUUAACCAUUCUUUUAGCAUGGAUGACAUCUGUUUUUGUUAUGUUACUGGACUGUUCAAUUAUGUUUGUAAACCUUGCGAAAGAUCGUCGAAGAGACUGCUGAUACGGUGUAGCGUAUAAAUCCAUUUUAAAACUAAUAGAG